AUUCAUUGACUGGAAAAAACAGCGUUGCGUCGUGUCGGGUGUAAAUAAUAUCAUUUAUAUUUAUUUGAGUCUCAAACCAUAUAUGCUUUUGGUCUUGUGUAAACUCGACCUCAAGGUUAUUAUUUGAAAAGUGGACCAGUCCUCCAAAGACGUAUACAAAAACUUUAAUCAUCGUGGCUAACCCAGCUCCAAGAUCUUCCUGUAAAUACAUAUUUCUGAUACAAUCGUUGUUCGAUUCAUCAUUCCAUACAAAAUAAGUAUUAGAAUAAAAAAUCAAUGAAACACACAAUUGCCUAUUUUCGAAAGUUGAAAAACCCAGUCUUAGGUUAAUAACUGCUAAAACAUUGACUAAAAUAGGUAUUAUCUUUAUCAGAUAUAAAUUCCACAAUGCAUUGAGAAAAUCGGGUGUUUCCAAAGUUGUGAGCUAUUGUGUUUGCAUGUAAAAGACCCAGAUUCUGACUUGCUUCGUGACAACCAGUAUGCAAAAUACAUAAUAGUGUAAACAAAUGAAUCACGUGAUUCAUCUAUAAAAGAGACAGCGCGAAAUAAAAAGUACAUUUAGAUCAGCGAGAUUACGGGACCCAAUUCGAAUUAUGAAGAUCUUCAUCGUAUUUGCGUUGAUAGCCAUUGUGCAUGGUUGUCAGAAAAGUGGUGGUAAAGGAGACGCAGGACACAAGGGGGAUGGUGACAAGAAAGACAGUUAUGAAGACAAGAAAGACAGUUAUGAAGACAAGGGCGAUGGAUAUGGAGACAAGGACGGUAUGGAUGGCAAGGAUGGAAUGGAUGACAUGGGUAUGAAAGACAUCGACUGGGACAAUGAAGAAGCUGUUAAGAAGAUGAUUGCUGGUAUGCCUCCAAAGGGAAUGCCAAUGAAGUUAUGGAUGUACCACAAGCGCAAGAUUAUGGAAUGGGAUUCCGACAAUCUCAUGAAGAAAAAAGGCAAAACUCCCCGAGAAGUGUUUGAGAAGAAAAUGUACAUGAAGAAAAACACUAUUCUGUUUGGUCUGACUGAGAAUCCAUACAGUUUUAUGAAGAGGGACUUUAAUAAAAAGGCAGGUGUAUCAGGUUUCAUCCCUUCGCUCCUCCACAAGACAUGCAAUUAUUGCGGACUCAAAUGCGCAGGCGUGUACGUCAAAGAUAGUAAAAAAUGCUUUGAUGAAACAGACCUUUCUAGCGAAGGGUUGAACAACAAGCAGUUCCACGCAUGUCCCGGGGUACCACACACCAUGCAAACCGCAGCUGCCUUUAAUGUCUCGAUACCCAUGUUAAAGACCUCUAAAUCGCAGUUCUACAUUAGACCAACCACUACCGACAUAACUAGCAUGGCUGACUUGAAUGGGAAAAAGAUCGGUGUUAUGGGAAAGGGAUAUAUGAAUGAGGAUUGUCUCCGUCGCAUGAUGGCUAAAGCUUUGGCUGCUGAUGUCGAAAUAACUGCAGAAAUAAUCGCCGCUGACACGAAAGAGGAAGUAGUUAAGCUUCUUACUGAUAGAAAUGUGGAAGUCGUGCUUGGACCAGAGAUUUCCGACGCUCUUCCCGCAGAUUUGAAAACGUCUCUCGAAGGCCUGAGGCGUAUGGGCGAACCCUUCCAAUGCGCGCAUGGUAGAGGUCUUCUUCACCGAAAAGACGUCGAUUUCUCCGUCUUUACAAUGUGUUAUUACUACGCUGUCAUCAAGAACGGUCUCUACGACGAGAUGGCCGAAAAAUAUGGCAUUCCCGAAAUGGCUCGCGUCAAUUACAAGAAGUAUAUGGAAAGUGGAGGAAUGGAAAUGUAAUAUCGAAGCAUAAGGGAACACCUUAUCUAACAUAAGGGAACACUUAACGACUCUAGUAGACUGAACACUUGGAAAUUCAUAAUGUAUCGUAUUGUAUUUCAUUUUGUAAUAUAGACGAUAUCUCGUAUGAAGGUAGAAAACCAAUUUGUGAGAGUAUUAUCCUACUCACCAGUGUUUUCACAAUUAAAACUACAUACCUUGGAAAUCCAAGAUGUUUUAAGUUGCAACAAUUGGACACUCUUUGAAUAAUCUUAGCUUAUAUGGUAUCUAUCUUUACAUCUCACAUAUUCUUAUUAAUAGUCAUUCAUCAUAAAAAUAAUUUCCGUCGAUUGUUCAAGCCAUC
Messenger RNA from Owenia fusiformis, 2115 nucleotides. Lineage: Eukaryota; Metazoa; Annelida; Polychaeta; Sabellida; Oweniidae. The record is from the annotation of a GenBank genome assembly.